Linnemannia hyalina is the source of this 1524-nucleotide messenger RNA. NCBI's taxonomy places the organism in Eukaryota, Fungi, Mortierellomycota, Mortierellomycetes, Mortierellales, Mortierellaceae. The record is from the annotation of a GenBank genome assembly.
AUGUCCUCUCUCCGGACUCUAGUCACAGCCUCCUUCAAGACCCGGUUGCAUUCCUCCGUCGCCAUUCCUCGGCCUGCUGCCAUCACAGCAACCGGAAGCAGGGCGUUGUUCUCCUCGUUCACUGGACCAUUACACGACCAAAGACGUGACACCAAGGACGGCGUAGACCCCACUUCGAUACUCCAGGGCAGCAAUACGACGCUGGAGGGACUCUUGUCAAAGACUCAUCAGGAGCGGCAUGACCAUUCUCCAACACCUGUAUCUGCUACCAAGACGACAGAUGCAUCUACAGGAACAGAGGGAGGAGCCCAGGGGCCGUUGGAUGGGAUUCGUGUCCUGGACCUCACUCGUGUACUCGCCGGACCUUACUGCACACAGUUGCUUGGAGACCUUGGGGCAGAGGUGAUCAAGAUCGAGAACCCAAGGGGUGGAGACGACACUCGCGCAUGGGGCCCACCCUUCGCCAAAAACAUCGACCCGUCCUCCUCCGCGACCCAGGAAAGCGCAUACUUCUUGGGCGUCAACAGGAACAAGAAAUCCAUCACCGUCAACAUCCGAACUCCCCAGGGCCGCGACUUGAUCCAUGACCUCGUCAAGAAGUGUGAUGUCCUGGUGGAGAAUUAUGUCCCGGGAAAGUUGGAUGAAAUGGGGUUGGGGUAUGAACAGUUGAGGGCGUUGAAUCCUCGUCUCAUCUAUACUUCUAUCACUGGAUAUGGGCAGACAGGACCGUACAGGAUGAAGCCUGGGUACGAUGUCAUGAUCGAGGCUGAGGCUGGCUUGAUGUACAUCACUGGAGAAGAGAACGGCACCCCCGUCAAAGUCGGUGUCGCCGUCACUGAUCUGACAACAGGUCUAUACGCCCACGGAGCAAUCAUGGCCGCCUUACUCGCACGCCACAAAACGGGACGCGGCCAACACAUCGACUGUUCCCUCCUCGACGCCCAAAUCGUUACCCUCGCCAACAUCGCCUCGUCUUACCUCAUCUCUGGCCAAGAAGCCAAAAGAAUGGGCACAUCCCACCCCUCCAUCGUCCCCUACCAAGUCCUCCCCUCCCGCGACUCCCACAUCAUGAUCGGUGCCGGAAACGACGGCCAAUUCAAGAUCCUAUGCUCUGUCUUGCAAUUGAACGACUUGCCAGAAUCGCCCGAUUUCAAGACCAAUAUGGAUAGAGUCCGGAACCGUAAAGAACUCAUCUCAAUCCUUACAGACCGAUUACAAACAAGGGACAAUGCAUAUUGGUUAUCACAACUAGAAGGUCGCGGGAUCCCCUUUGCACCCAUCAACAAUAUCGCUCAGACGUUUGAACACCCACAGGUGAUUGCUCGAGACAUGAUCCAGGAGAUUGACCACCCCAAGGCUGGAAAGAUUAAACUGACAGGUCCUGCUGUAAAGUACUCGGAGACGAAACCUAGUAUCAGGAUCCCACCACCUCUGUUGGGCCAGCAUACGGACGAGAUUCUGAAGGACGUUCUCGGGUAUGAUGAUGAGCGUAUCCGUGACUUGAAGGACAACCUUGCCGUGUAG